GUCAAGAAAACAUGUGGCACGCCAAAACUUUUGCCCUCACUGACAGCGGACAAUGAUCUACGCCCUCUGCAGCCGCACAACAUUAAAUGGGCAACCCCACCGGAUGCGGAAAUUCUGCACUUCCAAUCAACCAUAGACAAAUCCAAGGAAUUCUACUCGAACAUCGUCAACAAUGUGUGCGAAGACGAUGACAUCCAACGAAACGAUCACAACUGUUGGACAGGCGAUCGUGUUGGCGACUACACCCAACUAGUGAUGACCCAAGGUGUAGACACACAACGGUACAACCCCGAGGUGCCGCUGGUGCCAAGCUCGCAAUCGACGAAAUUGAAUGAGUUGGUGGACAAGUUGAUCAAGGUGCGCAAGAACAUCGGAACGGCGAUACCAUCCACCACGCGUUCAUACUCUGACAUACAGAGCGAUAUGGCGCGCCACGAUGAGGAGGGCUCCGGCGGCCACAUGCCCGACGACAUGGAUGACGAGGAAUACGGCAACCAGAAUGGCUCAGGCGAUGGAUCUGGCGAUGGUGCCACCUCAUCGCCAUUCGAUCCGUUGGGUCCAACCGAGAUCACCAACAAUGAAAUCGAGCCACGUCAAGAAUCCGCGGCGACGCCGCUCACCGCCGCGUGUCCCAGCCGCCUGAGCUCGCUGCUGGUCGGCGCCGCAGUACUAGUCACAUUCACAGCCCUUUUGCGAAGCAGAAGCUAAACGCCAACAAUGCAACGCAACGCAACGCACACAGCGCAGCUCGCCAGCAAUAAAUGUGGAUGAUGGGGAAUGCAAACAAACUAAAUUUGUUUCACUUUAGGAAUACUAUGUAUAAUUAAUUUAUACAUAUAUGUAUAUGUAUGUAUGAACGACGCCGGACAAAGGAAACACACAAAAAACUAAAAAAUUUAAUUAACAAUUUAGUUUAGGUAUACGCGCUAUAUGUAAUGUAUACAUACUUGCAUGUAAAUAUGUAUGUUGAUAUGCAAGCAAGUACAUAAAAAUUGAAUGUGGAGAGUGCAACUCUGUUUAA
Molecule: messenger RNA, 1021 nt
Organism: Rhagoletis zephyria (snowberry fruit fly)
Lineage: Eukaryota; Metazoa; Arthropoda; Insecta; Diptera; Tephritidae
Product: division abnormally delayed protein-like
Biological process (GO): positive regulation of canonical Wnt signaling pathway; cell migration; regulation of protein localization to membrane
Cellular component (GO): cell surface; extracellular region; plasma membrane
Source: RefSeq, a predicted model, not a curated record